GUGGAGGGAGGGGGGGAGGGGCCCCUGUCUUCUCCUUCUACGUAGUCGCCUUACAGGUUCUAUAUAACUGCAAGACCAAAGAGACGUACGGUAUAAGGAAUUCUUCAUUGCUGCACCGCAAAAAAAAAAAAAAAAAGGCGACCUCAUCUACGGCUUUAAAAUAGUUAAAGUUAUUUAUUUUUUUUAAAGGCGGGAAAAAGAGAAGAGGAAGUUCAAGAGCAAAAAAACAAGCGUACAUGGAAACUGCUUUCACUUUCAGUUAGGAAGUUGCAGACAUAUUUUCCUUGAAAAGGCAAAGAGCAGACGUGCUGCUGGAGACGGCGCUGAGGUUGGCAUCUUCUGAGGCACCACAUAGGCGACGAUGGCCCGGACCGUGCGAGACGCCCUGAUCACGGCCUUGGAUGAGUUGGAUGAGAAGACCUUCAAGAGGUUCCGGAACAAACUCAAUGAUUGGCCAACUGAGGCGGGCUUCAACAAGAUCCCCAGAAGCAAACUAGAGACUGCCGAUCGAGAAGACGUGGUGGAUCUGAUCUUGAGGUGGUACAUGGCUUCUUAUGGACCGGAGCUGACGGCGGAUGUUCUGGACAAAAUCAAUGAGAAGCAAGUGGCCUCGGACCUUAAGAAGGACCUGGAGACCGUGGAAGGUUUUAAAUGGAGAGAGAAGGACAAGGUGGAACCGCAAUCUACUUCAGAGGCUUCCUCCUCUUCUGCCCCCAAACCCCAGGUGGUUCCCUUUGUGGAUGAACAUCGGGAGGCUCUGAUCAGCCGCUGUGUUCAGGUGGCUCCCAUCCUGGAUGGUCUCUUGUCUAAAGGUCUGAUAAUUGAUGAAGAUUAUGACGUCAUACUCGCUGAAAAAACUUCCCAGGACAGGAUGAGGAAACUCUACACCUUCAUCAGGGGCUGGUCUCCGUCCCACAAGAAGACGCUCUAUGAAAUCUUAAAGGACAAAAAUCGUCCUUUGAUUGAAGAUCUGGAGCAGUCCUCCUAAACCGUCUCCGGAGAUGACAUCACAAAUGUAACACCCUCUACAAGGAUAGUUAAGACCCCUUAGCGCGUUGUUUUAGCGGCACUUUUCGGCCGCUGGCGGGGCACUUUUAACCCCCGCUAGCGACCGAGGAAAGGGUUAAAAGCGCCCGUGUUGCGGCGCUGCCGAAGCACUUUGCAGGCGUUUCGGCAGCGCUGCCUGUUCAUUUCAAUGGGAGCGGUAUACAGUGGAACCUCGGAUUACGAGCAUAAUCCGUUCCAUGAGAAUGCUCGUAAUCCAAAGCACUUGCGUAUCAA
Messenger RNA from Rana temporaria (common frog), 1281 nucleotides. Its product is annotated as apoptosis-associated speck-like protein containing a CARD. Bases 362 to 988 code for a protein of 208 amino acids. The transcript has 3 exons. NCBI's taxonomy places the organism in Eukaryota, Metazoa, Chordata, Amphibia, Anura, Ranidae. Gene Ontology annotation, biological process: innate immune response; regulation of apoptotic process; inflammatory response. The record is from RefSeq and is a predicted model, not a curated record.